AUGAAAAUUAGUAAGGGCAACAACUCGAAGGUAUCGCUAGUGUACGGACAAAUGAACGAGCCCCCAGGUGCCCGUGCACGUGUAUGCCUUACUGGCCUGACUGUCGCUGAAUACUUCCGUGACAAAGAAGGACAAGAUGUGCUUCUUUUCAUUGACAACAUUUUCCGUUUCACUCAAGCCGGGUCUGAAGUAUCUGCCUUGCUGGGACGUAUUCCAUCUGCUGUAGGAUACCAGCCUACUCUCGCUACUGACAUGGGUAGUAUGCAAGAGCGUAUCACUACCACCACCAAAGGAUCCAUUACUUCUGUACAGGCCAUCUAUGUACCUGCUGAUGAUUUGACUGAUCCUGCCCCUGCUACCACCUUCGCUCACUUGGAUGCCACUACCGUGUUGUCGCGAGGUAUCGCCGAGUUGGCCAUUUAUCCCGCUGUCGAUCCCCUUGACUCCACCUCUCGUAUCAUGGACCCCAAUAUUGUUGGCCAAAAGCACUACGAUAUCGCUCGUGGAGUGCAAAAGAUUUUACAGGAUUACAAAUCUCUCCAAGAUAUCAUCGCUAUUUUGGGU
Molecule: messenger RNA, 564 nt
Organism: Strongylus vulgaris
Lineage: Eukaryota; Metazoa; Nematoda; Chromadorea; Rhabditida; Strongylidae
Source: the annotation of a GenBank genome assembly